AUGGCGGACGGCGGCUUCAGCAUGGGGGUGUCGUACGACAGGCCCCUCGAGGAGAUCAUCAAGUCGAAGACGCCCAAGUCGGCUGCCAAGGCGAACAACGCCCAGCCUGCUGGCAAGAAGAAGGGUGGCAAGAAGGGCAACGGCGGCUCGGGCAUGGACAUUGACCAGCCGCAGAAGGCGAAGAAGGCCCAGGCCGCGGCCAACGUGACCGCGAAGCAGGCCGCCAACCGCAAGGCCAAGCUGGCGUCGAAGCGCGGGCAAGCGGAGGCCGCGGAGGCCGCGAAGAAGAAGCGCGCGGGCAUCAAGGUGAUCCCGGUGAAGAAGGUGGCCCCCGCGAAGGCCGUGCGUCCCGGGAAGAAGGGCGUGGUCGCGGUGGCCCAGCCGAGGGCCGCGCCCGCCGCGCCCAAGGUGAACAAGAUCAACGUCAACGGUCCGAAGGGCACGCAGGUCCGCGCGACGCCGGACGGCAAGGGCGGCGUGAACAUCAACAUCACCGUCAACGGGCAGAGCGUCGCGCGCGGGCAGAGCGCGCCGGGGCAGGCCGGGCGCGCGGGCGCCGCGAUCGUGGCGGCGAUGGGCGCGCGUAACCGCGCCCCCCCGCCCGCGCCGAAGCCCGCGGCGGUGCCCAAGGCGGCGCGCAACAUGAAGAUCACCAUCAAGAACGAGCUGGCCGUGGCGGGGAAGACGCGGAGCCCCGGCGGGGGCGGCCUCGGCGCGCGCGGGGGCGUGGCGGGCAAGGCGCGGAGGAAGCCCGGCGCGGUGACGGUGACGCGGCCCGCCCCGGGCGGCAAGAUGAGCCUCAGCGACCGCGUCGGGGGGCUCAAGGGCCGGCGGAACUGA
This is a messenger RNA of Pedinophyceae sp. YPF-701, 840 nucleotides long. The record is from the annotation of a GenBank genome assembly. Lineage: Eukaryota; Viridiplantae; Chlorophyta; Pedinophyceae.